AUGCACGACUGGCGCAGGAUCUUUGACCAAAACCUGCUGGUCCCUCCGCACCCACAGAGAGCACGCCAGCCUGCGAAGGAAUCGACGGCGUUUCACUGUGUCCUGAAGUGGCUCGAUGGCCCGCAAAUUAAGCAGGGUGUGCUGGAGCUGCUAUCAGAGGUGGGCUGCCACCUGCGCGUGUCUCUCUUCGAUGUCACCUAUCGGUACUUCUUCGGGAGGACGUGGAAGAGCUCGUCGAGACCCACAGAGCCACUCAGCAAGCAGCCAGCCAGGAUCGUCUUCAAUGAGCCCUUGUAUUUUCACACAUCCUUGAACCACCCUCAUGUCGUGGCCGUGGUGGAGGUGGUCGUUGAAGGCAGGAGACGAGACGGGACCCUCCAGACUCUGUCCUGUGGGUUUGGAAUCCUUCGGAUCUUCAGCCCCAAGCCGGAAUCUCCAACUUCCACCUCCCAGGACAAACGGCUGAGACUGUAUCACGGGAGCCCGCGAGCCCUCCUCCACCCGCUCCUUCAGGACCCCAUAGAACAGAACAAGCACAUGACCCUCAUUGAGAACUGCAGCCUGCAGUACACGCUGAGGCCACACCCACUUCUGGAGCCCGUGUUCCACCUUCUUCCCGAGAACCUUCUGGUGUCCGGUCUGCAGCAGAUACCUGGCCUCCUUCCAGCUCACGGAGAAUCAGGAGAUGCCCUCCGGAAGCCCCGCUUGCAGAAGUCUCUGACGUGCUACCUGGACGAUGUGUUCUUCACGCUGUAUCCCUCGCUGGAGAAGUUCGAGGAGGAGCUUCUGGAACUCGUGAUCAGCGAUCGCUUCCGGGAGGCGGGCAGCCCGCUGGACGUUGGCGCCCUGGAGAUCCUGGAGCGGCGCCUGUGCGUGGGCGUGCACAAUGGGUUGGGCUUUGUGCAGCGGCCACAGGUCCUCGUGCUGGUACCCGAGCUGGAGGUGGCCUUGACACGCUCUGCCAGCUUUAGCCGGAAGGUCGGCUCCUCUUCCAAGGCCAGCUCUGGAAACCAGGCUCUGGUCCUGAGAAGCCGUCUCCGACUCCCUGAGAUGGUCCGUCACCCCGCGUUCGCCAUUGUCUUCCAGCUGGAGUAUGUGUUUAACAGCCCCUCGGGGGCGGACGGCAAAGCAGCUUCAUUCACCUCCUUGUCCAGCCUGGCAUGUAUGCACAUGGUUCGCUGGGCUGUCUGGAACCCCUCGCUGGAAGCCGUCUCCGGGCGGGUGAUGUUACCUCUCCAGGGUGGCAUCCAAUCCAACCCUUCGAAAUGUCUGGUCUAUAAGGUUCCUCCAGCCAGCAAGAGCUCCGAAGAGGUGAAGCAGGUGGAGUCAGGGACGGUCCAGUUCCAGUACUUGCUGAGCCCUGAAGAACACCCGGACAUACCCACAGGGAAUGCAAGUGGCCCCAAGGCAGAGCGGCGGUCUUUUAGGAAGUCACCUGCGUCCCCGUCAAACCCACCAGCAUCACUGCCCCAGGGGCUCAUCGCUCCCCAGGACUCACCCAUGGGACCAGGGCUGUCACUUUCCCAGCUGGCGGCUUCCCCACCGUCCCCGGCUCCGCGCCACCGCUCGGCCAAACCCUCAUCACGGCCUCCUGGGAGCCCCGCGCCCUCCCUGGUCCCAGGGGAGUUUCCCUUGGAGGGCAGGAUCUCUCACCUGGAGGCUGACCUGAGCCAGACGGCCUUGGCCCUGGGAACGUCCGCUGCUGACCACUUGCAGGAACUGCCUUUCACGCCCGUGCACGCCCCGAUCAUUGCAGGAACCCAGACUAGGAGCUCUGGAGGGAAGCUGUCACGGGCCUCCCUGGCACUGCUGCAGUCUGCUGGCUUUCCUGAGAUUCUGGAUGCCAACAAGCAACCAGCUGAGGCUGUGAGUCCUACAGACCCCGUGAAGUUCAGCCCUCAGAAGGAAGAAUCGGACUGUCUACAAGGCAAUGAGAUAGUGCUGCAAUUUCUUGCCUUUAGCAGGGUGCCCCAGGACGAGCAGGCAGCUCCAUGGCCACAGACUGUGUACUUCACCUUCCAGUUCUACCGCUUCCCGCCCGAGACCACGCCACGGCUGCAGCUCGUGGAGCUGGCUGGUGCCGGGAAGUCCGGCUCUGCCUCCCUGUCGCACAUCCUCGCCCAGAUCCAGAAGGAUGGCUCCUUUGAUGCGGGGUCUCCGGGCUUUCAACGGAAGUACCUGGUGGACCCUGGGUUCCUGAGACCUGGGGAGCAGCGCUGGUUUGCCCGCUACCUGGCCAUGCAGACCCUGCAGAUCGAUGUCUGGGAUGGGGACUCCCUGCUUCUUGUCGGAUCUGCUGCCGUUCAGCUGAAGCACCUCCUCCGCCAAGGGCGGCCGGCCGUGCAGGUCUCGCACGAGUUGGAGGUCGUGGCGACUGAAUACGAGCAGGACGCCAUGGUGGUGAGUGGAGAUGUGACCAGGUUUGGCUGUGUCAAGCCCAUCGACAUCCGCACAGUGGUGAAGGGCCAACUGCACUUGACCUUGGCCAACGUGGGUCACUUGUGUGAACAGAGAGUGGGGAGUCCCAGUUCCCUGCCACCUUCCAGGUCGAGGGUCAUCUCGAAUGACGGCGUCGGCGGCUUCACAGGAGGCAGCCUCCUAACACCCGGGGUCCCCAGACUGAAAAAUGUGGUCCAAGCCCAGAAGCUGGCUGACGUGGACAGCGGACUGGCUGCCCUGCUCUUCACAGCCCCGAGACCGGGAGCCCGGGGGCCCCUGGGUGUCGGUCAAGAGGGGGAUGCCGUCCGCAGGCGCAAGCUGGAGCGCAUGAGGGCCGUGCGACUGCGGGAGUGCGGAUCAGAGCCGGGCCGCCGUGGGCUGGGCGCGCUGGCCCAGCAGAGCCUCCAUGCCCAGCACGCCCGAGACCUGCAGGUCAUUGCCGCCUACCGUGAGCGCACGAAGGCGGAGAGCAUCGCCAGCGCGCUGAGCACGGCCAUCACCACGCAGCACACCAUCCACGCCGCGCUGGGUGCUGCCGAGUUCUUCGAGUUCGCCCUGAGGAACCCCCACAACGCGCAGCACACGGUGACCAUCGAGAUAGACAACCCCGAGCUCAGCCUCAUCCUGGACAGUCAGGAGUGGCGGUACUUCAAGGACAUAGCUGACUUGCACACGCCGCUGGAGGAGGACAUGUUCCACCUGCGGGGCAACCUGGCCCCCCAACUCUUCCUGCGACCCCGGGAGACUGCCCAUAUCCCCUUCAAGUUCCAGACUUUCUCUGUGGGCCCACAGGCCCCGGCACAGGCCUCUGCUGAGCUGAGAUCAGAGAAGGACACGGAUGCCAGGUCACCUCGUAAGUCCAGCACGAUGCCCACCAAACAUGCCAAGGUCCUGUUUCGCGCGGGCAGCGGCAAACCCCUGGCUGUGCUCUGCCUGACGGUGGAGCUGCAGCCCCACGUGGUGGACCAGGUCUUCCGCUUCUACCACCCAGAGCACACCUUCCUGAAGAAGGCCAUCCGCCUGCCGCCCUGGCACACGCUUCCAGGUGCCCCUGUAGGGACGUCCAGUGAGGACCCCCCACUCCACGUUCGAUGUAGUGACCCAAACAUCAUUUGUGAGACACAGAAUAUGGGCCCCGGGGAGCCCCGUGACGUGUUCCUGAAGGUGGCCAGUGGCCCUAGCCCGGAGGUCAAGGACUUCUUUGUCAUCAUCUACGUAGACCGCUGGUUGGCAACACCUGUCCAGACCUGGCAGGUCCACCUGCACUCGCUGCAGCGAGUGGACGUCUCCUGUAUCACUGGCCAGAGGACCUGCCUGGCUCUCGUCCUCCGGGGGACACAGACAGUUAGGAGAGUGCAGGCUUUCAGCUCACACCCCCAGGAGCUGACGACGGACCCCAGAGGUGUGUUCGUGCUGCCCCCUCAUGGGGUGCAGGACUUGCAUGUGAGCGUCAGGCCCCGCAGGCCGGGCAGCCGCUUCGCGCACCUCCACCUAGUCGACGUGGACGCCCACCAGCUGGUGGCCUCGUGGCUCCUGUGUCUCUCCUGCCGGCCGCCUCUCAUCUCCAAGGCCUUCGAGAUCAAGCUGCCUGUGGGGGGCGGGAGGGGCACCAACAAGCGCAUCACCUACACCAACCCCUACCCCUCGCGGAGGGCCUACCGCCUGCUCAGCGAUCACCCCCACCUGCUGCAGUUCAAGGAGGACGCCUUCCAGGUCGGGGGAGGUGAGACCUACACCAUCGGCCUGCAGUUUGCAUCCCGUCAGAAAGCCGGGGAGGAGGAGAUCCUGAUUUACAUCAACGACCACGAAGACAAAAACGAGGAGACCUUUUGCGUGAAGGUCAUCUACCAGUAG
Messenger RNA from Rangifer tarandus platyrhynchus (Svalbard reindeer), 4293 nucleotides. The record is from the annotation of a GenBank genome assembly. Lineage: Eukaryota; Metazoa; Chordata; Mammalia; Artiodactyla; Cervidae.